UUUGCUUUUGUCUGAAUUUUUAAAGUUAUCAUCAACACGGCAAACACCCAACCGCAAAAAUCUCGUUUCUCCUCAGGAAAUGGCGGAUGCUAAACUCAGAAAUCUGAAAAUAGUGAUGUUUCCUUUCAUGGCACAAGGCCAUAUCAUCCCUUUUGUAGCUUUAGCCCUUCGCUUAGAGAAGAUUCUGAAGAACAGAGACAAAACCACCAUCUCUUUGGUCAACACUCCUCUGAAUAUCCCCAAAAUACGCUCCAAUCUUCCACCUGAAUCCUCCAUAAGACUCAUAGAGUUACCUUUCAACAGCUCCGAUCAUGGCCUCCCUAGCGACGCCGAGAAUUUCGAUUCUCUCCCUUACUCUCUCGUCAUCAGCCUUCUAGAAGCUUCAAGAUCGCUCCGUGAGCCCUUUCGAGACCUGAUGAAGAGGAUCUUGAAGGAAGGAGAUGAUGAUCAGAGCAAGGUUAUGGUGGUCGGUGAUUUCUUCUUGGGAUGGAUCGGUAAAGUCUGCAAAGAGAUGAGUGUCUCUUCAGUGAUCUUUAGCGCUUCUGGUGCUUUUGGGUUAGGCUGUUACAGAUCCGUGUGGCUUAACUUGCCACACAAAGAAACUAAACAAGAUCGGUUUCUCUUAGAUGAUUUCCCAGAGGCAGGGGAGAUUGAGAAAACUCAGUUGAAUUCUUUCAUGUUAGAAGCUGACGGAAUCGAUUCUUGGUCGGUUUUCAUGAAGGAGAAUUUGCCCGGAUGGUCUGAUUUCGACGGAUUCUUGUUCAACACGGUUGAGGAAAUCGAUCAGAUCGGAUUAUCUUACUUCCGUAGAAUAACCGGUUUUAAACCGGUUUGGCCAGUCGGACCGGUUUUGCUCUCUCCGGAGAGAAAGGAUUCGGGAUCGAAGUCGACAGAGGAAGCUGUGAAUGCAUGGCUUGACUCAAAACCGGAUCAUUCGGUGCUCUACGUAUGUUUUGGUUCAAUGAACUCUAUCUCUCAAACUCAUAUGUUCGAACUGGCUAUGGCAUUAGAGACUAGUGAGAAGAACUUCAUAUGGGUCGUGAGGCCUCCGAUAGGAGUGGAGGUGAAGAACGAGUUUGAUUUGAAAGAGUAUUUACCGGAAGGAUUCGAGGAAAGGAUAAGCAGAUCGCAAAGAGGAGUGAUUGUGAAGAAAUGGGCACCACAGGUAGAUAUAUUGUCACACAAGGCAACGUGUAUGUUUUUGAGUCAUUGUGGAUGGAACUCGACACUCGAAUCGCUUAGCCAUGGUGUGCCAUUGCUCGGAUGGCCAAUGGCUGCUGAACAGUUCUUUAACUCGAUAUUGAUGGAGAAACAUGUUGGGGUAUCGGUGGAGGUGGCGCGUGGGAAGAAGUGUGGUAUCAAAUGUGAUGAGAUUGUUUCUAAGAUCAAAUUGGUGAUGGAGGAGGAGAGUGAAGUAGGGAGAAAGAUUAGGAAAAGGGCUAAAGAGGUGAAGGAAUUAGUGAGGAGAGCAAUGGAGGGUGGAGUUAAUGGGUCUUGUGUCAAUGGUUUGGAAGAGUUUCUUGGUCAAGAAAGAGAUGAAAUAAGAAAAUAGGUGGUUUAUAAGCAUCUUAUUCGGAGUCAUAUAUUGGAAAAUAAUGAAUAACCAUGACCGGUAGUUAUAUUAUACCACAUAGGUGUUGUGAUAAGAGGAGUUAAUGUUUUAUAAAACUCGAAGAGUGGUACACUCGAUUCGUUUGUUUCUCGAGUUUUCAGCUUAGAUAAUUUGGAGUAAAACAAGGUGUGGGUUAUGAAGACAAAAUAGGACGACAAUAUAUAGAGGGGAUAAAACCCAAAAAAAUAAAAUAAGAGCCGGCUGUGAAAGUCUUUUCUAUAUGUUUCUAGGCAACAAUCUGAUUCUAACGAUGCAGUUUCACAAGUUAUAGUAAGUAUCCUCUGUUUUUGUGCUAUGUUUUAACAACAAUGUCUAAUGUCUUAUGUUUUUUUUUUUCUGUAUAGGAUAUUUGCCAAUGUCUGUAAUGUCUCAUUUCUCUCACCAAUGUAAAGAAAAAACAAUGUUAGAGCGUUGAAAAC
Eutrema salsugineum is the source of this 2031-nucleotide messenger RNA. RefSeq names its product UDP-glycosyltransferase 92A1. Lineage: Eukaryota; Viridiplantae; Streptophyta; Magnoliopsida; Brassicales; Brassicaceae. The coding region runs from base 80 to 1552 and encodes 490 amino acids. The record is from RefSeq and is a predicted model, not a curated record. The transcript has a single exon. Gene Ontology annotation, molecular function: UDP-glycosyltransferase activity.